This is a messenger RNA of Lachancea thermotolerans CBS 6340, 1752 nucleotides long. It is a transcript of the gene HOL1, whose product is annotated as Hol1p. NCBI's taxonomy places the organism in Eukaryota, Fungi, Ascomycota, Saccharomycetes, Saccharomycetales, Saccharomycetaceae. Gene Ontology annotation, molecular function: transmembrane transporter activity. The record is from RefSeq and is a predicted model, not a curated record. Gene Ontology annotation, cellular component: fungal-type vacuole. Gene Ontology annotation, biological process: transmembrane transport. Bases 1 to 1752 code for a protein of 583 amino acids. The transcript has a single exon.
AUGGAUAAAUACACCAACAUUCACCACCCAGACUAUCUCCCUGGUACGUUCAACAUUUACUCCUCCAGCAGCCUCGAGAAUGGAGUGAUCUAUGAGUCAAGCCUUCGCAAGACUACAGAAGAUGUGGUGCUAAUUCCGCAGCCGUCGGAGUCGCCAAAUGACCCGCUCAACUGGUCCAAGGCCAGAAAAUUCCUUCACUUUGCACUAAUGUCUUUCAUAACUGCUUUCACGGCUGCAACUAGUAAUGAUGCAGGUGCUGCACAGGAUUCUUUAAAUGAGUUUUAUGGAAUCUCGUAUGAUUCAAUGAAUACAGGAGCCGGCGUACUGUUUCUUGGGAUUGGUUGGAGUACAUUAUUUUUAGCUCCUCUCGCUAAUCUCUACGGUCGCAAAAUCACUUACAUUAUAUGUACAGCUUUGGGGCUAGCAGGAGCAAUUUGGUUUGGGUUUGCCAGGAGAACUAGCGACACAAUUUGGUCUCAGCUUUUUGUCGGCAUUAGCGAGUCUUGUGCAGAAGCGCAAGUCCAGUUGUCGCUGAGUGAUAUUUUUUUCCAGCAUCAGCUAGGAUCUGUGCUUACCGUUUACAUUUUGGCCACCAGUGCAGGUACCUUUCUUGGCCCUUUGAUCGCAGGCUAUAUUUCAGCUCUAACCAGUUUUCGCUGGGUUGGCUGGAUUGCUGCCAUAAUUUCGGGUGCGCUCCUUAUCAUAAUUGUGUUCGGUUGUGAGGAAACAUACUUUGACCGGAACAGGUAUGUGACGCCGGUAUCAAGGAAGGCCCACCUGAGAUCCGGCGGUAACUACGAUUCUCAAUGCAGUGCACAGCCCCUGUUGGCUUCACAGGACAACUGCGAUGAAUAUGGUUUCAAGCAUGAUCCCAAAAACGUUCCAAAUCAAAAGACGGAAAAAACAACCGAGGUCGAACCUAGUUUCAACGCUUCAAUCGAAGACUUCAAACUGAUUGAUGGGUCAGAAGAAAAGUUGAAGCCCUAUUAUAAAAGGGUCGCCAUAAUUACCAAAUCCACCAAUCUUCGCGGCUGGGGUGUCAAACAGUAUUUCAAUUACCUUGGAAUAAACAUGAGAAUGUUUCUAUUUCCCCCUGUGUGGCUUUCCGGCCUUUUCUGGGGUAUUCAGGAUGUCUUUCUUACAUUUUACUUGACCACUGAAGACACUUAUUUCCCCGAGGCGCCCUGGAACUACAGCGACUAUGGUGUUGCAAUUAUGAAUGUCCCCACACUCAUCGGUGCAAUCAUUGGGUGCAUUUAUGCAGGCAUAGUCAGUGAUUACUUCGUUUUAUGGAUGGCUCGCAGAAAUCACGGUAUCCUAGAAGCAGAGUACAGGCUAUACUUCUCAUUCGCCACUGCAAUUAUUGGUCCAGCUGGUUUGCUGAUGUUCGGCAUAGGCGCUGCUCGCCAGCUUCCUUGGCAAGUAAUAUACGUUGGUCUUGGCUUUAUUGGCUUUAGUUGGGGCUGUUCAGGUGAUAUUGCGAUGGCUUAUUUGAUGGAUUGCUAUCCUGACAUGAUUUUGGAAGGCAUGGUGUGUACUGCCAUCAUCAACAACACAAUUUCGUGUAUUUUCACGUUUGUCUGUUCCUACUGGUUGGAUGCAUCGGGCACUGAAAAUACGUACAUCGCGCUUGCUGUUAUUAAUUUUGGAAUCACAAUGCUUGCAGUUCCAAUGUUCAUAUGGGGCAAGAAAAUCAGGCAAGCUACAAGGAAAUGGUACAUUAGAUCCGUAGGAGUCAGAGAUGGUGUAUAA